AUGUUGGAAAAUAUUCUAAAUGAAUUGCAUGGUCUGGGGUAUUCACAAAUUAAACAGGAUAGCCUGUUAAAUCCUGUAAUGGAUAUUAACAAUGGGGAUUUUGAUCACUUUAAUUCAUUCUGUGUAAAUUCGCUUUUAAACUACUACAGAAACUCUCCAAAUGAAAUAUGGGUGAACGAACAAGUUGGUCAAGUCUCAAUUGACAAGAUGAUUCAAAACUUUAUUUUGGUUUGCAGAGAGCUACCGGAAUGGCGAAAUGUUUGCCAAGACCAGGCUUCAAUAGAUAGUUUAAUUGCAACCGAUAUUCAUUUGGCAGUAUUAUUAACAAUGAAUGAAAACUCCGAGUUAAGCAAUAUUCCAAUUGAUGCAUUUUGUGGCUUGAACUUAAAUUUGGGUAAUAAAGAUUAUUCAAGUUAUAAUCAUUUAUGUGUAGACAAGCUAGCUUCUAAUCAAAUCAAUUUUGAUAAUAAAAUCGUUUUUAGUAUUAGAGACGCAUUGACAAUUUGUUCAAUAACAACAUUUUGGUCUAAAAUUUGUGUAAAAUCUGAUUCAAUCGAUUACAGUGACAUUCCGGACUUACAUCUACUUGCAUCUUCUCUAUUUUUUGAGAUCUCUAAACACGAUUAUCUAUCCAAUUCAAGCAGUUUCGAAGGAAUAUCACCUAUUGAUUUUUGCGGAAUAUCCGAGAAAAUGAUUUCAAAAGGAGAUUUAACAAAUUAUUUUAAUGUCAUUUGUGUAGAUGAACUGUCAAAGCCCUCAAAGCUUACCUUGUCUGGUAAAUCUUGGCUACCUUCAACAAAGAACGUAAUUGAAAUAUGUAGAAAUAAUCCUCUAUGGAUAUCAUGUACUUAUAAUUCAGAUGAUAAAAACUUCGAUAAUAUUCAUUCAUUUUCAGACAACAAAGAAUUAAAUUACAUUUCUAUUAAUGAUAAAAUCAGUUUAUUAGCUACUACCUUACUACAGCAGGUACACCAACUGCCAACCUAUAUGUUUAGCUCAUUAUAUUAUCAAUUUGCAGAGAUAGAUGACUUAUGCCAUAUAGCAGGUAUAAUUCAAAAAGACAUAAGUGGAAUACAAAAUGAAGAACUUUCCACUAAAUCACAAAUCAACUUUGGGCAGUUUUUCAAUUCAAUAUGUUGGCGAAUUCUUUCAACUUAUCCAAUUACUUUUAAAACGACUAUAGGGAUCAUUUCACAGCCAAUAAAAACUCUGGAAGCUGUUUCAGUAUGCAGCUCUUCUGUACUGUUUUGGGUCAGCGGUUGUACAGCUGAAAACGAUGAAGACUUCAUCUAUUUACCUCAGAUAAGUAUUUUGUCGCAGGAGCUUUUGAUUUCAUCAAAAAAAUAUUACAAUUUACCGACAAAUACUUUUUGUAUAGCUGCAAAAAACAUUAUUUCAAAUUUGAAUAAAUUAAACAAUGGGCUUGGAUCUUCUGCAAACAGGCUUGAAGACUAUUCAAUCAGUUGGGUUCUAAAUAAUAUCGAUAAAAUAGAUUCAUACGCUCGGUUUAAUGGAAUAACAUCAGGAUACUUUAACAGAGAGUGUGUAAGAGAACUUAUAGGCGUCAAUGAAAGUAACAGCGAGUAUAUCCCAAUAAAUUUCGCAAUAUUUAUUUGUAGUAGUUCACUGAGAUGGGAGAAGUGUACGGUAAAUGGCAAUAUGAAAAGUAAGUUUUUAACGGAAUUUGUCGCGUCAGAAUUCUAUUAUGGAUUAUUGGCAGAAAUGGGCAUUAGUAUCCGAUUUAAGUGGAAUGAUAUUUGUUUGAUAUCUGAAUCAACCAUCCCUGAGGAAUACGAUAAUAUAGACUCAAUUCCUAUUAUUCCUUAUUUUAACCAUUUUUGUUCAUUGAGUUUUAUUAAAAACCUCAAAUUGAUAAGAAAAAACAUUAACAUUUCAUUCAGUGAAAACAAACCAUAUAAUUUUACUAAUUUUAUAAAGGUAUGUGUUCAUAAUUAUUUUUGGAGAGUGCCAUGUGGAGAAAUUGUUGAAUUAGAUUUGCUUGCUAAUAGUUUACUUUUUGGUUCGCAUCAAUUUGCUUCUAUGAGAAAUAUAUCUGAAUCUCAAUUUUGUAAAGCAGCAAAAAAUUUAUUAGAUGUAGACCCAAAAAACUUUGGAAGUGAAUGCAUGAGGGAAUUAAUGAAAAUUGGUACUCAAUUCACUUCUGAAAUUGCGGAGGGUACUUGUGCAGUAACACAUCGUUCUUUAGUAUGUCAUGGAUACCCAGAAGAAUAUUCACAUAUUGCUAGUACAUUGUUCUCAACCAUGUAUCAAUAUUUUCCUAUUUCUGAAAUUUCAAGUUUUAUUGAAUUUUGUGAAAUUGUUCAUUCAAUAUUCACAGAUGAUGAAAUCAAUGAUUCCCCAUAUUACUUCAAUGCAAUCUGCGCAAAGCAUAUUCACAAUUCCAAUUUAAAGGCGUCAUUUUUGACUAUUUCAAUUCUUUGUAGUCAUAUCUCUCCAAAUACCUUUUCCAAUGAAGAUUAUACAGAAUCACUUUUGGUUUCAGAACUUUAUAAAAAAAGUAAAAGUAUAAAUUCACUGAAAAAAUGGGAAUUACAUUAUUUCCACCCCUUGGCCAAGAGAAUUUUGGAAAGUAUACAGAAGGAUCCAAAAGAUAUUUCCAACUUCAACUAUGAAUGUGUUGCAAUAACAAGGAGUGUAAUAUCCACUGACUCAUUUAUUUUAAAAUUAGAUGAUGCAAUUUCACUAUGCAGUGGUUCAAUUGCAUUUAAAAUUUACUGCGAAAAUCAAAAUCUAAGCAUUCAGCAUUUAGUAUCUGAAAUAAUUCAAGGAUUAACAAUAACUUAUGAAUUGAAGAUAAUUGAAGAAUCUGAAAUUGAAUCAAUUUGCAAAGGUGCGAAACUGAUCUACGAUGGAUCAAUAGAAAAACAACCGGUCUCGAGAAAUUUACCAGGUAUAGCAACAAAAUAUCCAUAUUUCUUAAAUUCUUGCGUUGAAGUACUAAUUUCAGGAAUUAUACUUCCCACAAAAUUUAUAGAAAUUUCUACGGAUAAUGCUAUUUCUAUAUGUACUCAAUCUUUGCGUUCUUCAGUUCCAUGCAAAAACGAAAAAGCCAUUGUAUCUGCUAUUUCCGUGGGCCUUUACUCAGAAAUGCAAUAUUUUCCUGAAAUGGCAAAACUAAAAGUCACGGAUUUAUGCAAUGUUGCCUCAAAGCUUACCGAAAUUAAUUCAGAAGAUUAUUUAGAAGUAUGUUCCAAGUACUUAAGUAACUUCAAGUUAUAUAUUCCAACAAUGGAGGAUUUAAAUAUUAAACUCACUGAAAUAGAAAAGCAAAGAAUUUGUACAAGGCCUUUCAAUUGGCAUAAGUGCGAUAUUGAAGAAAACUUGUUACGUGGCUUUCAUUCAAUUAGGAUAGAAAAACUUGCUUCAAAACUAAGAAAAAUUUUUUUAUUAAACAAUAUCAAUAUUUGGAAAUUUGGAAGGUAUUGUAUCUUUGCUGAAAAACUUUUAAAUGGGAACGGUGAAAAUGAUUUUAUGAAGUGCAAGUAUUUGCUUAAAGAAUUUGAAUAUCUAGAAAUGAUUAAACAAAACUCUAAAACAAUAGAAAACCCUUUAUUUUUAUUCUAUGAGCUUGAAGACAAAACCAUAAACAAGAUUUGUAAUUUACUUUCUUCUAAUUCAAAUUGUAUUCAUUCAAGAAAUGGAUUAUCAGGUCUUCUUGCAUCAAACUUCUUUUCAAUUUCAACAAAGUAUUUGGAUUUAAAUACAAUAAAAAACUCCGAUUUUUGUGUCAUUUCAGAACUAUUACUCCAAAGAGGUAGCUUAAGGGAGAUCAAGGAGAGUUGCCCUUAUUUACUAUUACAAAUAACUAAUCUUGAACACUGGCCUCAAAUAUUGCUAACACCAGAACUCACCCAAACUAUUUGUGACAAUUUAAGUAUUACAAAUUUGAAUUGUAUUGAAACAAACAAUAAUUUGGGUAUCACAGACGAAAUAUCGUCUGCAAUCAACAAUAUUGCAAUUGAAUUGUUCUUUAUUAGAAAAAAAUAUGUUCCAACCUUUAAUCCUGAGUCAAGCUGUGCAAUGGCAGAAUCACUAAUUCAGUACGGAAUAAAAAAUGAAUAUUUCAAUAACCUUUGUAUAAAUUUAAUUUCAUAUGAUAUUUGGAACUUUUCAGAAAAUUUUGACAGUAGAUACAGUCACUAUUGGAAUAUCAGCAAAGAAGAUCCUGUUACCUUUAUCAGCUUCAUUAAGAGCGAAGCAUCACGAUUUUGCAGAGAAUUAGAGGGAAAACUUUCCGAAAUGUAUCUAAAGAGUCACAAUUUUAUCGUGAAAAGGAAAAAAAGUGACUAUAAAUUGGAUAAUCGAAUUUAUUAUCAAAAGGUUCUAAGAAGAACUUUCAAUCCAUUAAAUUUGUGUACAUCAGAAACCGAUCUUCCAAAUAAGCUGACGAAAAAAGAAGAAAGAAUUCAACUAAAAAAGAAGUUAAGAAUUAUUUCUAAAGCUAGAGGAUAUGUUGCACUAAAUGAUGAGGCUAUUAAGGAAUAUUCCCCAGAAAUGGUAGAUUAUAAGUUAGUGAAGAAAUACUAUGCUGACUUCCCCAGAGAUAUUUACAACUAUUCCGAAAAUUCAGGUUUUGUAUUUAAGAUGCCAGAAUUUAACUGGAACUUAUUUUCGGAAAAGCUCGUAUCUGUUUCAAAGAAAGUCCUUGGAAUUCCAAUAAAAAUAUCUGAACCUAAAUAUGGUGGCCUGGGAGGGCUAAUUCAAAAGUGGGGGUAUUCACCUCAAGGUACAGUACAAGGUGCACAAUAUAUUUAUAGAGUGUCUAGAUACAUCAAUAAAUAUAUGAUAAGUCCAAAAAAAGCGUAUUUAGUUUGGAAGGAGACCCUUAUAGCAAUGAAUUAUGCUAUUAUUCCUAAAUGGCGUGAUUCAUGGCAGGAUGAAAUUAGGAAACCAAGCCCAUUAGAUGAACAGCCUUCACCCUCGUGUCAGGGAGUUAAAUCAAGCAAAGUAUUGAAACAACUAGGAAUGGAUAAAAAAAAUAUAAGUAUGGUAGCUCUUGCAAAUAUUGACUCCUUUGUAACACAGAUGACAGAGGCAGCUCACGAUCUGAAAUUGUCUAAUGUGAAGUUUAAUGAUCUGUGCCUUGUCGGAAUUAUUCUGUUUCAUAUUAAAUCUUAUUCAAGGACCGAAUCUUUUAAUUAUCAAUGUACUAAAUGGGUUAAGGAAAUUGGAUAUGUUGAAGAAUAUGCUGAAAAUGAACAGAAACUUUCAAAAAAAAUUGUUAAUCGUCUAAAAAAUGCUACAAGGAAGCAAAUACCUGCUGGCUUAGCCAGAAAAAUUUGUGCAAGCACAAACCGAUGGAUGAGUUGCAAUGGUGGAUCAGAUAUUGAGGAGAAACUUAACAUCGACAAUCUUGCAACCGAAUUAGUAAGGCUUUCAAGAAUUGCUGGACUUGAAUUUCGUGAUAUGUGCGAAGUGGCAACUCAGAUUGCAAAUGCACAAGAUUUCAAUCAGAAGUGCCCAGUAAUACUUCAACAAAUAAUUGGUAACUAUAACAGAUCACUUCAAGUUUGUAGAUCCACUAGUUCUUGGAAAUCAUGUAAAUAUUCAAAGGUAGUAUUGGAUCCAAAGCUAAGAGAGCACUUAGAUAUUUUAACAACUGAGUUAACAACAGGAUUAAACGAAAUUUUCCCAAAUAUUUUUACUUUUGAGGAAAUAUGUUAUUUAAGCGAUAAAUUUGUUGCAUCCGAAUAUUUUAAAACGGAUUGUAUUGAAUACUUAUUUGAUUUUUUAGUCUCCCAAAGGUUUAAUAAACCAACACUAAAUAUUUAUGGAGAUACAAAGCCUUCAACCUCUUUUAAGCAUAUUGUAUCAGCUGCACUUACAAUUUGUUAUGACACUUUAAGGUGGCAGCAAGCAACCUGCAUUUUAGAAGGUGAAGACCACUACUCGCUUUAUGAAAAGCAAUGGGUUGAUUUAGUUUCAGAAGAAAUUUUAAAAGAAAUGGUCAAACUAAACAAAUUCGACUCACAAAUAUCUAUAUUUUUCAAAAAUGCAGAAAGAGACAAGCUUGUGGAACGCUUUAAUCGCGAGAAUAAUAAUAAAUUUAAAAUAAGUCUUCCACCUACAGUGAAAUACCACGAUAUAUGUAAUCAUGUAACUAAAAUAUCAAAAACAAGGUAUUUUAAUAUUAAUUGUGUCCAAGUGGUUACUGAAAUUUUUCAGACUCAAUUAACGAAGAUCAAGUUAGACAACGAGAGCACUAAUUAUUUCGAAAAGAUGAAUAUAUAUGGAGGUAUAAUUAAGGCUCCUGAUUUGAGUAUUAUUGAAGGUAUUUGCAAGGGAAGUAUUUUUUGGGAAACAUGCUCAAAUAAACAUCUAAAGCCACUCUUUAGGUUUGAUAUAGAAAAUGAAAAAAAAGAGAACGUAGACAUCGUUGUAAAUGAUAUAAUGAUUUCAAUUCUGCAACUUAAUGAAAACGGGUUUGAAAAUUUCAGCGAUUUCAAAGGAGAUGAAUUAAACCAUUUAGACGCAAUACAUAAGCUGGCUUCAAAAACUGUUUCUUCAUUGAGCUAUCUUGAUUUCUGCGAGAUUGGGAUUUGGUACUCGAAAGAAAUAUCUAAUAUAGAAAAAAAAGAGUACUCUGAACUCCAAAACUUACUUUCAACAAAAAUCUUGGUCCUUAUACUUGAAAACAUGUACCCUCAUCGUAAAUUGGAAAGGGAUCAAAAAAUUGAAGAAUCUGAGAACGAGAAACUAGGUACUCUUGAUCAGUACAUUGAAAAUUCAAUACUAAAACUUCCGAGAACAUCUCCAAAAUUAGACAAACCACCUAAUUUUAUGUUAAGAAAUAUAACGAGUAUCGGGGCAACACUAAUUAAUAAUAGUAAUAACUACUCAAGCAAUAUAUUUAGAGUGGACCUCUCCGAUUACCAAACAUUUGAAAACUUUUAUGUAAAAAGACAAAUUUCAAAUAUUGAUAGGGAUAAAAAUGGCAAAUCUCUAUAUGUUAAUCCUAUUGUUGGGUUGAGACUAUUUAAGUAUCAACUACCAAAUGGAUCACUGAACUAUUCCAAACUUGUAGAUUUAAAAAAAGACGGAAUUGAAACUAACUCUAAGAUUGAUAGAUUUGAAGCAGGGAAGAUACUAAACCUGAUGAAACGGAAUCCGAAUAAUUUUCACUUUUCAAUACUACCUCAUGCAACAAAAGAAAUCAUUAAUAAGCAGAAACCCAAUUUUUCUGAAAAGAAAAUAAAAAAGGAAUGGUAUAAAAAUAUUAAAAAGGAGUAUUACUACAAGAAGGGAAGAGAAAUCGCAAAGAAAGAAUGGGAAUCAAGGCGAUUAGCUCUUAGCAACAAUAAUGGAACCGGAAUAAUUGAAUGGGAAACUGAGAGAAGGAAGGUUCCGAAUUUUGUUCAUGCACUAUUUAGCCCAGAAUUAAUGAAGCAAAGAAAAGAAGCAAAACUAUUCAAUAAAGGUUUAUAUAAAGCAAGAGUUCACCAGUUUCUUCUAGAAAAGUUUCUUAAUGACAAAGAAUUACACAGAGAAAAGUAUGAGAAAAAGGGGACGAUUAUAUUAAAACCAAAAUUUAAAAGGAUUAUUCGAACAGAAGAUGAAGAAAUGUUCAGCCUUGAAAAAAUAUAUAGUGAACAAGAAAUCAAUGUUGUCACAAAUAUAGCAGCAUUGAUAGGUUACAAUCAGAUUGCAAUUGAUUUACUUUAG
Messenger RNA from Cryptosporidium ubiquitum, 7683 nucleotides. RefSeq lists its product as uncharacterized. Lineage: Eukaryota; Apicomplexa; Conoidasida; Eucoccidiorida; Cryptosporidiidae. The transcript has a single exon. The coding region runs from base 1 to 7683 and encodes 2560 amino acids. The record is from RefSeq and is a predicted model, not a curated record.